Molecule: messenger RNA, 5404 nt
Organism: Zonotrichia leucophrys gambelii
Lineage: Eukaryota; Metazoa; Chordata; Aves; Passeriformes; Passerellidae
Gene: SOS2
Product: SOS Ras/Rho guanine nucleotide exchange factor 2
Exons: 23
Coding region: 154-4152 (1332 amino acids)
Biological process (GO): positive regulation of GTPase activity; Ras protein signal transduction
Cellular component (GO): plasma membrane
Molecular function (GO): guanyl-nucleotide exchange factor activity; protein heterodimerization activity
Source: RefSeq, a predicted model, not a curated record
GCCCGGCCCGUCCCGACCCCCGCCCGGCGCCUCCCCGCGCCCCGAGCGGCCCCGCCGAGCCCCGAGCGGCCCCGCCGAGCCAUGGCGGCGCGGCCGGGAGGGUGAGCAGCGACACCGCGGCGGCCCGGCCGGCCCCGAUGCGGAGCGGCCGCCAUGCAGCCGCCGCCGCAGCCCUACGAGUUCCUGGGCGAGGAGAACGGCCCGAAAUGGCGCGGCCUCUUCGUGCCCGCCCUGCGCAAGGUGCAGCAGCAGGUUCACCCCAACCUGUCAGCCAAGGAGGAUUCCCUGUACUACAUUGAGGAGCUGAUCCUGCAGCUGCUGAACAAGCUGUGCAUCGCCCAGCCACGCACCGUGCAGGACGUGGAGGAGCGGGUGCAGAAGACGUUUCCCCACCCCAUAGACAAGUGGGCCAUCGCUGACGCGCAGUCGGCCAUCGAGAAGCGGAAAAGGAGGAACCCCCUCCUGCUCCCUGUGGACAAAAUCCAUCCCUUACUGAAGGAGGUCCUGGGCUACAAGGUGGAUUACCAUGUCUCUCUGUAUAUCGUGGCUGUCUUGGAAUACAUCUCAGCUGACAUUUUAAAGCUGGCUGGAAAUUACGUGUUCAAUAUCCGACACUUUGAGAUCUCCCAGCAGGACAUUAAAGUAUCCAUGUGUGCUGAUAAGGUUUUGAUGGAUAUGUUUGAUCAGGAUGAGAUUGGCUUGGUUUCUCUGUGUGAGGAUGAGCCCUCUUCUUCUGGGGAGCUCAACUACUACGAGCUGGUGAGAAAUGAGAUUGCAGAGGAGAGGCAGUACCUGAGGGAGCUCAACCUGAUCAUCAAAGUAUUCCGGGAGGCUUUUCUGUCCAACAGGAGACUCUUCACACCUCACGACAUUGAUGUGAUAUUCAGCAACAUCUCGGACAUCCACGAGCUGACAGUGAAGCUUUUGGGCCUGAUUGAGGACACUGUGGAAAUGACAGAUGAAAGCAGCCCUCACCCCCUGGCUGGCAGCUGCUUUGAGGACCUGGCAGAGGAGCAAGCCUUUGAUCCAUAUGAAACCUUGUCCCAGGAUAUUCUCUCUCCACAAUUUCAUGAGCAUUUUAACAACUUAAUGGCCAAACCUGCUGUGGCUCUGCACUUCCAGUCCACAGCUGAAGGAUUUAAGGAGGCUGUCCAGUAUGUCCUGCCUCGCCUCAUGCUGAUCCCAGUCUAUCACUGCUUGCACUACUUUGAGUUGCUGCAGCAAUUGCAGGAGUGCAGUGAGGAUGAGGAGGACAGGGAGUGCCUGAAGCAGGCCAUCACAGCCCUGCUGAACCUGCAGUGCAGCAUGGAGCGCAUCUACAGCAAGCACUCGCCGCGCCGCCGGCCCGGGGAGCCCGUCUGUCGCUUCUACCACCGGCAGGUCAGGAGCAAACACUUGGCCAUCAAAAAAAUGAACGAAAUCCAGAAAAACAUCGACGGCUGGGAAGGCAAAGACAUCGGGCAGUGCUGCAACGAGUUCAUCAUGGAAGGAGGGCUGACCAAAGUCGGGGCCAAACACGAGCGCCACAUCUUCCUCUUCGACGGGCUGCUGAUCAGCUGCAAGGCCAACCACGGGCAGUCGCGGCUGCCCGGCUACAGCAGCGCCGAGUACAGGCUGAAGGAGAAGAUCAUCAUGAGGAAGGUGCAGGUGGUGGACAAGGAGGACACUGCAGAGUACAAGCACGCCUUCGAGCUGGUGUCCAAGGACGACAGCAGCGUGCUGUUCGCGGCCCGCUCGGCCGAGGAGAAGAGCACGUGGAUGGCGGCGCUGGUGUCGCUGCAGUACCGCAGCACCCUGGACAGGAUGCUGGACGCCGUGCUGCUGCAGGAGGAGAACGAGCAGCCCCUGAGGCUGCCCAGCCCCAGCGCCUAUCGCUUCGUGGUGGAGGACUCCGAGGAGAACAUCGUGUUUGAGGACAACCUGCAGAGCAGGAACGGCAUCCCCAUCAUCAAAGGGGGCACGGUGGUGAAGCUCAUCGAGAGGCUCACCUACCAUAUGUAUGCAGAUCCUAACUUUGUCCGGACUUUCCUGACCACCUACCGCUCCUUCUGCAAGCCCCAGGAGCUGCUGAGUCUGCUGAUAGAGAGGUUUGAGAUCCCUGAGCCCGAGCCCACGGAGGCAGACAGGCUGGCCAUCGAGAAGGGGGAGCAGCCCAUCGGCGCCGACCUGAAACGCUUCCGCAAGGAGUACGUGCAGCCCGUGCAGCUCAGAAUAUUGAAUGUUUUCCGGCACUGGGUCGAGCACCAUUUUUAUGAUUUUGAGAGGGAUCUGGAGCUGCUGGAGAGGCUGGAGACCUUCAUUUCCAGUGUCAGAGGCAAAUCCAUGAAGAAGUGGGUGGAGUCCAUUGCUAAGAUCAUCAGGAGGAAGAAGGCGCAGGCGGACGGGGUGAGCCACAACAUCACGUUCGAGAGCGCGCCGCCGCCGCUGGAGUGGCACCUGUGGCGCGUGGGGCACGGCGAGGCGCUGGAGCUGAUGACGCUGCACCCCAUCGAGAUCGCCCGGCAGCUCACCCUGCUCGAGUCCGACCUCUACAGGGCUGUGCAGCCUUCUGAGCUCGUUGGCAGCGUGUGGACGAAGGAAGACAAGGAAAUCAACUCCCCAAACCUCCUGAAAAUGAUUCGUCACACCACAAACCUCACCCUGUGGUUUGAGAAGUGCAUCGUGGAAACGGAGAACUUUGAGGAGCGAGUGGCUGUGCUGAGCAGGAUCAUAGAAAUCCUGCAGGUCUUCCAGGACCUCAAUAAUUUCAAUGGAGUUCUGGAGAUUGUCAGUGCUGUGAACUCUGUCUCUGUCUACAGGCUGGAUCACACCUUUGAGGCACUCCAAGAAAGGAAGAAAAGAGUUCUGGAUGAAGCAGUAGAAUUAAGCCAAGAUCAUUUUAAGAAGUAUUUAGCUAAGCUCAAGUCAAUCAACCCUCCCUGUGUGCCUUUUUUUGGAAUAUACCUAACAAAUAUCUUGAAGACAGAAGAAGGGAAUCCUGACUUCCUUAAAAGACAAGGGAAAGAAUUAAUUAACUUCAGCAAGAGGAGAAAAGUGGCUGAAAUCACAGGAGAGAUUCAGCAGUAUCAAAACCAGCCCUACUGCUUACGGGUUGAGCCAGAAAUCCGGAAAUUCUUUGAAAAUCUCAAUCCCAUGGGGAAGAUACCAGAAAAGGAGUUUACAGAUUAUCUGUUCAACAAGUCCUUGGAGAUUGAACCUCGGAACUGCAAGCAGCCUCCUCGAUUUCCCAGGAAAACAACGUACCCGCUGAAGUCGCCGGGGAUCAGGCCCAACGCGGGCAGGCACGGCUCCACGUCGGGCACGCUGCGGAGCCACCCCCUGCCCCUGGAGAAGGAGCCCAGCAAGAUCAGCUUCAGCAGGAUCGCCGAGGCCGAGCCGGAGACGGCGGCGUCGGCGCCCACCUCGCCCAGCACGCCCUCAACGCCGCCCGUGUCGGCCUCCUCCGAGUUCAGCGUCUUCCUGGACAUUGACCUCAACAGCUCCUAUGGUAACAACAGCAUCUUCGCUCCUGUGAACUUGCCUCAGUCGAAGACUUUCUUCAGCUCCUGGGGGAGCUUCCCUAAACUGAGUGAUGAGCCUCAGAACCCUCCUCCACUUCCUCCACGAAAAAAGAUGGAUCAGGAUGCUUCCAAUGCUAAGGGCAAUUCCAAGUCGGAUGACGAUCCUCCAGCCAUCCCACCUCGGCAGCCGCCGCCUCCAAAGAUCCAGCCCCGCGUUCCCGCGUACAGCGCCCCGCUGGAGCAGCCGCUGCCGAGCCCGCCGCCUCCUCCGCCGCGGGACCCCGUUCCCGACACGCCGCCGCCGGUGCCGCUGCGGCCGCCCGAGCACUUCAUCAACUGCCCGGCCAUGAGCCUGCAGCCGCCGCCGCUGGGCCGCUUUCCGCGGGAGCCCGAGUGGCUGCGGGAGGCGGGCUCCGGCCCCAGCUCCCCGGGCACCCCUCCCAGCACCCCGUCGCCGCGGGUGCUGCGCCGCUGCUGCGUCCUCAGCGCCAGCCACAACAGCCUGGCCCAGCCGCCCGUGCCGCCCGUGCCGCCCCGGCACAACUCCAGCCCGCAGCUGCCCAAACUGCCGCCAAAGACUUACAAAAGGGAGCUCUCCCACCCUCCUUUGCACAGACUGUCUUUGCUAGAAAAUGCAGAAACUCCUCAAUGACCUUAGCCAUAGUAGUCAUUGACACUGGAAUACUGUUUGUAAAGUUCCUCUUUUUUUUUUUAUAAUUUAUUCAGAAAAAAAGGCAGUGUAUUUUAGUAUUUUCACAAAUUAUGCUCUUAAAGUGCUGCUGAUCAAAAAAAAAAAAAAGGUUUAAAUUGGAAAAAAUUCAGCCUACACACAUUCCAGCCUGUGUGGUUGGACAGCAUUACCCUCAGGUGAGCAGCAGCAUUGCCUUGGUUCACAUCCUCAGUGCCGACCGUUCUGCCAGGACACAAAAUAGACCUUUUGCACUGUACACUACACUAAGUGAAUUUAAACUGACAUCAUUUAAUUGCACUGAGCCAAAAAAAAAAGGUGCGUCUGUGGAAUUUUUUUUCAAAUUUGAGCACUAGUGGCCUUUUUUUUAAUUAAGGAGACCCAGCAAUGGGAUGAUCAAACAAGACAAGGAUGCAGAGUGUCACAGAUUUGAAACCUCUGACCACUUGCCUUGAGGUUCCUGAGUGACAGCUCCUGUUCUGGAAUAUUCUCAUGCUAUGUCUUAAUUGCCAUUGAUUUGCUGCUGAAGACAAAGAAAAAAAAAAUAGGUUGAAAUCUAAAUACCAAAAUAUUCCUUUGGUGUUGGUUCUUUGGAGAAAGGAUGAAGGAGGAGUACCCGUCUCGGAUAUCGGGGAGGAUCCCGAGUACUUCACGUGCAUCCUGUUCAGAUGUGCCUUUUUUGUUUUGAUAGGCAAAGAUGUCUUAAGCUAAAGAGUUUGUCUGCUGUUGUGGAGAACAAAGCUAUGCGCCUGUACAAUUGUUUAUAUUGUAUAUUUACAGAUAUGCUAAUGACGUGUAUAAAUUGAAGUUGACUUGGAGGCCUAUAACACAGUCUGCUACUGCUGGGACUGGAUCCGGCCAGCAGCGUUCCUUCCCUCUGGCCUGGGGCAGUCCUGCCUUCCAGACCUGAUAACUCCCUCUAGAUCCACACCUAACUCCUGAAUCCACUUUGGAAAUUGGUAGCAUUUAAACCAGCAAACACUUAAAGCUUUAUUAAACUUUUUAAACUGAUAAGUGAAUGGAACUUUUCUUUGCCAGUCGAACGGCCGUGUUUGAACUGGUGUGAGAGUGAGUCUGUUUUACUGGUAGUUCUGUAGCAGCAUUUAUAAAGUGGCCUUCACAAGCCACAUUUUAUUUACUGGUUUGUGGCCUUUUACUGUGCUUUGUAUCAGAGUUCUUAACAAGAUUAAUAAAUCACCCCAGUCUUAAUUUUUAA